Molecule: messenger RNA, 4793 nt
Organism: Cuscuta epithymum
Lineage: Eukaryota; Viridiplantae; Streptophyta; Magnoliopsida; Solanales; Convolvulaceae
Source: the annotation of a GenBank genome assembly
CAAAGGGGUAAGCCUCACCCCUCUCUCCCCCAUUUCGGCCAAGCUACAGCAAGAAGAGAAAGAAAACUCUUCUUCUUCCUUCCUCCAUUGUUGAAGAGAGCUCAUCAAGGAAGAAUCACCCAAAAAGGAGUUAAGGUGCUAAAAGUGUGAAAAGAUUAAGGCACUUGUAAAGGGUAUUUCAAGCGAUUUCACAAAGUUGGAAAAGUCGCCGGAAUUGUCGCCGGAGUUGACCAAAAGUCGCCGGAGUUUCACCGGAGUUCAACCAAGAGGGGUAGAACUUCAUACGCUAGUUCAAGGUAUUUUUCUAAGAGGCAUGAGAUGAACCUAUUCAGCCAAAUUCCUGGAGGAAUUCCUUACCCUCAAACCUCCAUGGAAUAUUCACCAUAUACGCCUUACCCUCCUUACACUCCUCCUCCUCAAUAUUACUCACCUCAUCAAAAUUAUUCUCCAACACCACAAAAGUUUCCAUCUUCCUAUUCUUACCCUUUUCCAAAUACGCAAUACUCCCAAUGUCAUUCUCCUAAUCAGUAUCCUUAUCCACAAUAUCCUCGGACAAAACCAGGCUCCAUUAUGGAAUUUCUCAUUCAAACUAAAAGUCCCGAGGAAUUGGUUGAUUACUUUCCUAAAAAUAGCAUUUGUAACUUCUGUGGAGGUGGCCACCAUUCAUGUCUUUGCCCCAUUCCUCCAUACGACCAUCCUUACUGGGCAACUGCAUACCCCACUUCUUCCUCCACACAAUUUACGAACACAAAUGUUUCAGUCACUCCUACGUCUUUGCCGAGCUAUGAACCACAAGAUGAAGUGGAAGAGAUAAUUUCAGAGAAGCUGUCUCACCUGGAAGAAACACUCAAGCAAUUCAUGCAAGAAAUUGAGGCGAGCAUGGCAAUUCAACAGCAAGCAAACACAAGGAGGCAGAACAUGGAGAAUCAAUUGGGGCAGAUUAUAAAGGCUUUAUCUGAGGAGUCCGAGAGAUCUUAUCCUAGCGACACAGACACUCAACCCGAGGAGACCAAUAUGGAUGAUCACGUGAGCGAGUCAGACUAUGAUAGUGGGAAUAUGAUGGAUGAUACACUUCUAGAUAUUUUUGAAGACCCACCUAUGUUUGCACUUGAACAAGAAGAUAGUGGUGAUGACCAUACAGAAACUCACCAGCCGUUUGAUUUACCAUUAGUCUCAACACCUGACGAGGAUGGCAGGGAGCAGGUCCGUCAUGACGUUGAUGCAGCCACUGAGGUAGGUUUGGGAAUAGAUGAUUACAAGCUCCAAGAGAGUGGGGGUGAGAUAGAUGAUGUCCAUAAUGAAGAAGUCCCGCUCCACAAGCAAGAAUUCCCUUCUUGUAAACAUGCACCGGUCCACUCUUACGUGGUUUCAAAUUUGGAUUUCUUUGAUCCAUUCCUUGGUGAUGAUAUUUCUUUGUGUGUGGAGAAUAAUCACAACUGCUUGGAGGAUAUUAAUAAGAAGAGUGACGAAACGAAUUGGGAUGCAUUCAUGGGGAGUGAUACAGAGUCUGGAGGAGAGGUUGUGAAUUUUCAUGAUAUCUGUGAGGAAGAAGAUGACUUUUCUAUGGUGCAGUUUGAUUACGGUGUUGCUCCUACUCCUUGCUUUGAGACAUCUUUUGAGCUUCCGGUGAUACCUAGAGUAAUCAAAGUUCUCACUCAUGUUUCCUAUCCACCUGAAGAGGAUGAGAGUUUCAUCCUUCACUUCUGUGCUGAUGAGGGUUAUGAAGACCAUGUGCUGCCUACGCAUAUUCGAGAAUUUAAGAAUCUGCGCCACUUAAUGGCAUUUGUUGAAAGGAAGCUGGAAACGUUGAUUGUUAGUGCACCACUGCAGUCUUUGCUAUUUGAGAGCAUAUGAGGAAGUAUCGUCGGGCACACGACGUUAAAAAUAGCGCUUCUCGGGAGGCAACCCGAGCUUAUUUUUACUUUUGCUUUUGCUUUGUUUGUUGUUUGGUUGUUUUGCUUUGUGUUUUUGUUACAGCUCAGGGUCUUGUUGUAUGGGUGAUGUGCCGAGGAUUACAUUGACUCAGUUUAGUUCUGCAUCGACUAGCGCCUUAGGGAAGUUUCUGCGACUUUUUUAAUCGCCUGUUUGUAAUAAUUGACUUGAGUUAAGUUGAGCACGCGUGACCCUUUCCUCUUUACCCCUUGUGCAUAGUGCAUUUUUGGUCAUCGAGGACGAUGCCAAAGUUUAAGUGUGGGGGAGUGAAUUGGGCAUUCGGGCAGUAGUUGUUACAUGUGAUUUUUAGAGUUAGCAUGCGCAUGUGUUAGUUGUAUAUUCAUAAAAAAUUCAUGUCAAAAUUUUUGAAAAUUUUUCUUUAAACUGUGUCUUUGUGAGCUGGCUAGCAUUUUGACUAUGCUUUUAGGACAUCCUUGAAGUGUUUAGGCUUAAAUUGCUUGCAUGGUAAUCUAGUUGCUGAAAGGAUGAAGGCAUUAGUCACCCAUUGAAUUCUCCAUCAAUCAUCCACCCACCUGAAAAAAAUCCUUUAGGAGAAGCCAUUUUGAGCCUGACCGUUCUUUGUUUACCCAAUUAAUUUAGCUCCAUAGCCAAAUGGCCUGUUUCUUUGCCCAUGAAUAUUUCUGACCUAGUCUUGAUGUUUAGGGAAUUAAGGGAUUAAUUUGCCAAGAUUAGGGAAUUUUGUGUAGGAGCCAUUUUUGGCACUGUUCCUAUGCCCCAAAUGGGGUAAGAGCAGUCAUUUUUUAGGAAUUUGAUACUUUCGAGGAUUGCAUUGUAGGCAUGGAUUCACUUUUAAAUUAAUGAACUUAAAUUGCUAUUUUUCCUUGGUGAGGCCGAGAUUAGAAUGGGGUAAUGUCUAGUGAGAAUCCGAAAGGUGAAAAAUUAAUAUAGCUAGACCUCUUGCCUUACGAAAAAGAGAAUGGGAGCCCCGGUCAAAAAGCGUAAGAUGAGACUUGGGUAUCUUUCGAAAGAAACGGCGUUCUCGUGCCAACAUGACAAGGGAAACUGAAUUUAAUUAAUAAACUUGGAGGAUAUCUCAAAAAUUAGCUUUAGUCCUCCGCGUACUUCAAGUAUACGUCAAAGCACAGAUGUGCUGAGACGGUUUAGCUUAGUUGUACACCAUGUCUACUCUUUGCAUAGGUUUAAAUGAUUGUUCCUAAUUUGUGGCCUACUAAAUUCCUUGUUCCUAAGAAUAGCCCUGAAGUUCCUAAAUACAUUAAGUCUUUGUUAGAAUAUUCCUAUCUCUCAAAAUAAAGGGACUAUUAUCAUUAACCAUUAACCAUCACAUUCACAAGUCCUUCUGAUCAGUAGCUAGCUUAUUUGUGUAUGCUGUCAUUACUUUGAGGAUGUUGUGAAUAAUUGUGUCAAAUAGUUUAACUUGAGUACAAAGUUGUAGUUUAGGGAAGAAUUUUCUUGGUUUAGAUUGUUUGUCCUGUGAAUAUCCAUUUAACUACGUGUGCAUGCUAACUAUUUUAAAUUCUGUGUGGUGAUUAUCGUAAGUCCCGUUGUUCAGUUUGCUUGAGGACAAGCAAAGGCUUAAGUGUGGGGGGAUCUGAUAAGUCCGUAUUUAGACACGCAUUUGAUGCGUGUUGGGAUUGGAUUUUGAUGGUUUUCCUAGAUUUAAGUUGUUGCAAGUCUUAAUUUUAGCUCAAGUUAUGUUUAACAUGCGUUGGUUCAAGUUUUGUUGCAUUUGGAGUCAAAAUGAGGAAUUUAGAGUUGAACAUCGGCACUUGAGGAGCAAUCGGGAUGAUUCGAGAUGCAUUCGAGAGUGGAUUGAGAGAUUUGGAGGUCACCGGAAGAUUCACGAUGAAGAUUUGAAGGAAAAAGAGCUCUAGGAUUGGAUUCGGGAUCAAAAGAAGAUGAAUGAAGCUUGAAAACGACGAUCAGAAUGACCUUCUGUCAAUCGUUCAAGCUUAUCUCUUUGUAGGAACAACCAAUGGACACGAUUCAAGUUGCAUAAGAAAGCCAACUUCAAGGGCUACAAAUCAUAUGAAGACAUCAUUCCGAGAAUCUGAGAGGAUCAAGGUGAAAACAGAUGAUGAAGUCAGAUGAUCUCUGCUGCGAUUUCAGAAAUACACCUUCCACCGUUUUGAUCAUAUCUCUUGAUUGGAUGAUUCAAGUCACAUUCGGCAAGUUGGGGUGGAUAGAGGACUUCAUUAUCUACAACUUUCAUGAAGGAAGUUUUGUCAAAUUCGGACUAGAAAAAAGGCUGAAGAUCACGGACGCACGACCGUGCGUAGAAGUACGCACGAUCGUGCGUAAGAGCGAAAACGACCAUGAAGCUACUGCCAUGUACGCACGAUCGUGCGUACCAGGCCACACACGAUCGUGCGUACACCCGAGACGCGGAUUUCAACCCUUUUUUAGUCCCAGUUCAGCCCAAACUCAUCUGUUUUCUAUAAAUAAGACCCCCAUACCCAUAUUUUGAUGUUACGAACAUUACGGAGAGGCCUAGGGACGAAUUUAACACCGUUUUUACGCUAUUUUCUUCCAAGACCCUGGGAUUAUUUGUAAGUUCAUCUUUUUAAUUAAUGACAAUUAUUUCUAUUCAUCCCAAUUCUGUUGAUUCUUCAAUUAUGAAUUGUGAGUAGUUUAAUUAGGGAUUUGGAAUUGAUGAAGGGGUUGAUCAUGAUGUAUGGCUAGAUUCUUGUUGGUUUAAUUGCAUGAAUGUCGUUUAAUUUGUGUUUGAAUAAUUUAACUGAUAUCUUUUGUAACCUGGAACCGCGGUUAGAAUUACAAUUGCUUGUAGAAUAAAUUAAGAGAGAUCUAGUUUAUUCUAGGACACAUUCACACACACUUAAUCGUUCGCUAAGAGAUUAGUAGCGAUUAAGGGGCCGUAAGCU